Messenger RNA from Phyllostomus discolor (pale spear-nosed bat), 561 nucleotides. It is a transcript of the gene GUCA2A, whose product is annotated as guanylate cyclase activator 2A. Gene Ontology annotation, molecular function: guanylate cyclase activator activity. The record is from RefSeq and is a predicted model, not a curated record. Gene Ontology annotation, cellular component: extracellular region. Lineage: Eukaryota; Metazoa; Chordata; Mammalia; Chiroptera; Phyllostomidae. The coding region runs from base 69 to 389 and encodes 106 amino acids. The transcript is spliced from 3 exons.
GUCUUUAAAAGGCCCACUGUUUCCCCUCAGCAUGCAGAACCAGCCACCCCCUCUCGGGCACUGCUACCAUGAACACCUUUCUGCUCGCUGCCCUGUGCCUCCUGGGAUCCUGGGCUGCCCUGGCAGGGGGAGUCACUGUGCAGGAUGGAAAGUUCUCCUUUUCUUUGGAGUCCGUGAAGAAGCUCAGGGAUCUCGGAGAUCUCCAGAAGUUCACCCGCAGAAGCUCUGCUGUGGUUCCCAACCCCUGUAACUAUCCCAACUUUCCCAAAGAACUCAAGCCUCUCUGCAAGGAGCGCAAUGCCAGGGAGAUCCUCCAGAGGCUGGAGGCCAUCGCUGAGGACUCGAGCUCGUGUGAAAUCUGUGCCUAUGCUGCCUGUACUGGAUGCUAGGACAGCGGGGGCUUGCUGUCUUUUGCCCUUCCCCCACAGGACGCUCCUACUCUGGCAGCUUAAUCUACCCUGCUCCCAUCGGAGGACGGAGGAGAGAGCAGCCUGGGGACACCCAGCCCCUAACCCCAUCAAAGCUGCCGGCAGCUUUUCCAACCUGCAUCUAAUAAACCAG